Bombus pyrosoma is the source of this 1250-nucleotide messenger RNA. Its product is annotated as sperm mitochondrial-associated cysteine-rich protein-like. Lineage: Eukaryota; Metazoa; Arthropoda; Insecta; Hymenoptera; Apidae. The record is from RefSeq and is a predicted model, not a curated record. The coding region runs from base 182 to 598 and encodes 138 amino acids. The transcript is spliced from 2 exons.
UUUAAAACAAAUGAUAUUUGUUGGUAACUUUUUGAUUACGAUUCGAAAAUUGUUCAUUUUGUAUUAUGUUUAAGACGAUGUAACCCUCAUGGCAUAAAAAUAUAAUUCAUUAAAUUUUAAGAUUUUCACGAAUGUCGGCAAUAUUAAGACACAGCAGAACUUCUGUAAUAUUAAAUUCAAAAUGAGUUGUCGCAGCAUCAGUGUAAGUCAGGGAACAUGGAACGAUUUGGAGGAAAUGAAAUAUUUGCUUUGCGCUAUCGAGUGUUGCAAGUGUCCUAGUGUACCACCUCCACCCACGUGUUCCGCUGUAUUACCACCGAGAAUCGAGGAGUUGUGUCCCGUUAUUCCUCCUCAGAGACCCUGCUGUCCGCCUCCUCGUUGUCCACCAACCCCCUGUUGUCCACAACCACGACCUUGUCCAAUAUCAGCUUCUUGCUGCGCGCCGUCACCACCCUCUUGUUCGCCAUCACCUCCUUGUUGCCGGAUACCUAUAGUUCCCAGCCCUGCUUGUUUUCCACCACCAAUGUGUGCUCCACUCCCAUCGAGACCUUGCGUUUCACCUUCUCCACUGCCGUGUUAUCCAAGUGAGCUGUUAUAGAGUGCCUUAUCUAGAGCGUCGGUUCCUGUAACCGGCUGAUCUUACCGGCAGAUGGUAAAAAGUGGUAAGAAAUCUGGAACGAGUUGCCUGUACGUGCUGUAUCGAAAUAAAAGCGAGCAGCAUUUAACGUUAAACGUAAGGAAGGAUAUCGAUGUUUUAAAAUAUAUUUCUUUGCGAUUUCCGCAAGAUCGUAAGGAGACGCAGCAGCGCUGAAAUAAUAAAAAAUUUCAAUUUCUCAAAAUAGAAAGUGGCGAACGUUUAACGUUAAAUGGAAACACGAUAUCGGUGUUAAGAGGUAAAGUAGGAUAUAGAAAAGACACGUCAAUUUCUCGGGAACAAUGGAACCAUGGGAAUCCUUUCGUAGCUGUUUCACGUAAACCUAAAGCAUCGAGCACAUCCAACUCGUUCGAGAUUUCGCAGUUUCUGCCAUCUGCUUGCCAGUGAGAGGGCCGAUAUACGCUCAUAAAUCCAUAUCGAAUCCGGUAUAUCUAAUGAAAUUUUACUCGUAAUUGAGAAUCGACAUAAUUAAGAACAUAGGAUCCAGAUUUUGAAAGUUGCGUUGCCAGUUAUACCUUGGAUAUUGUAUACGUUUCCUAACGCGCGUUUUGUGCAAUUUUGUAUCUUCAAAUUCAUCAAAAAAUUCCAUGCGUGC